CGGAGUGCCGGAUAGAUUAUAAAUUUUUCCAUUCCAAUUCAGUUUGACUUUUAUUGCCGGCGUCAUAAAACAAGCAUUUGCAAAACAUUUUUGCGAUAAGACAGUCAUUUUUUUAAAGAAAAAGAAAUCAUCUCAGUUUGGAAAAUGUCUUUAAAAGUGCCGAACGUGAAAUUCAACAAUGGAAAUGAAAUUCCGAUUUUCGGUUUAGGAACUUGGAAGUCCAAGCCUGGGGAAGUAACGCAAGCUGUCAAGGACGCUAUUGAUAUUGGUUAUCGGCACAUUGAUUGUGCCCACGUUUAUGGAAACGAGAAAGAAGUUGGCGAGGCGAUCAAGGCAAAAAUUGCCGAGGGAGUUGUAAAAAGAGAAGAUCUCUUUAUCACAAGCAAAUUAUGGAAUACUUAUCAUAAACCAGAACUCGUUGAGAUUGCCAUUAAAAAAACCCUUAGCGAUCUUGGUUUAAAUUAUUUGGAUCUCUAUCUCAUUCACUGGCCGUUUGCGUACAAAGAUGGUCCUGAAAAUUUCCCCCAAACCGCCGAGGGCAAACCAUUUAUUGACGAUUCCGUUGAUUAUCUUGAUACCUGGAAAGGAAUGGAAGGCGUUUUUGAAAAGAAAUUGACAAAAAAUAUUGGAAUUAGUAACUUUAACUCUGAACAGAUUGAGAGAUUGUUGAAAAAUUGUAAAGUUAAACCAGUUACGAAUCAGGUCGAAUGUCAUCCGUACUUGAUUCAAAGGAAAUUGGCAGAUUUUUGCAAAGCAAAUGGAAUUGCAAUUACAGCGUACUCUCCACUAGGAAGUCCAGAUCGUCCUUGGGCGAAGCCAGAAGAUCCCAAACUCAUGGAGGACAAAAAAUUACUGGAACUUGCGAAAAAAUACAAUAAAUCUCCAGCGCAAGUUUUAAUUCGUUAUCAGAUUGAUCGUGGACAUAUCGUUAUUCCAAAAUCAGUCACAAAAUCACGCAUUGCAGAAAAUACUAAAGUAUUCGAUUUCAAAUUGAAUGACGACGAUAUUGCUUACAUCGAUACAUUUGAAUGUAACGGCAGAAUUUGUCCUAUGUUCGGAUGCGAAAAAGGAAAGCACUAUCCAUUCAAUAUUCCAUUCUAGAAACACCGAUCUUAGAAUAAUGGUGCUAAAAUCGAUUAUAAUUAUUUCUUAGAUUUAAUAAUUUUGCACAGUAGAAAUUCUUAAAUAUUUUUCACAUUGCUUUAUUUUUUCACACUGUGAUUAAAAUAGUCAAAAUAUUCUAAAAUAGAAAUCUGUUGAAAUAAUAUAAAUAAAUUUCUAUUAUUAUUAAAAA
Messenger RNA from Leptopilina heterotoma, 1294 nucleotides. RefSeq names its product aldo-keto reductase family 1 member B1-like. Gene Ontology annotation, cellular component: cytosol. Bases 145 to 1101 code for a protein of 318 amino acids. The record is from RefSeq and is a predicted model, not a curated record. The transcript is spliced from 5 exons. NCBI's taxonomy places the organism in Eukaryota, Metazoa, Arthropoda, Insecta, Hymenoptera, Figitidae. Gene Ontology annotation, molecular function: aldose reductase (NADPH) activity.